CUGAUAAGAUGUCAUCAGUCUCGAGGAGGAGCUUGUGGUGACAGUGCCCAGUCUUACGCAGCUACAGUCAUCAACGCUGCAAAAACUUUGAAAACAGGUCUAACCAUGGUGGGUAAAGUUGUUACUCAGCUGGCGGGCACCCUACCUGCAGGCACUCCUGACGAGGAGGGAACACCUCACUGYGUGAGUCGCCGCAGCCCCCACAACCCUGGAGUGGUCACCAUCAUUGACACCAAYAGUGUCGGUGAAGGACAGGUCUUGGUGAGCGAGGACUCAGAUGGAGAGGGAGUGGUGGCUCACUUCCCAGCUCACGACAAACCCAUAUCCUGCAUGCAGUUCAACCCCAGUGGAAUGCUGCUGGUGACUGCCGACACUCUGGGCCAUGAUUUUCACGUCUUCCAAAUCCUCACUCACCCCUGGUCGUCCUCACAGAGUGCUGUUCAUCAUCUUUAUACCCUGCAUCGUGGAGAGACCGAGGCCAAGGUUCAAGACAUGUGUUUCAGCCAGGACAGCCGCUGGGUAGCUAUCAGCACCCUCCGGGGCACCACCCAUGUUUUUCCCAUCAACCCGUAUGGUGGUACACCCUGCGCCCGUACCCACAUGUCACAGCGGGUGGUAAACCGGAUGUCCCGUUUCCAAAAGAGCGCUGGCCUGGAGGAUAUUGAGCAGGAGCUCAACAAGGCGGCUGGACUUGGAGGAGGAGCGGGAGGAGGCAUAGGAGGGAGCAGCUGCAUUCUGGGUGGAGGAGGAGGUGUGGGGGGCCGCUGUAGUCCCAUACCUGGAUUGUCCAGCAGCCCCUCUGGAUCCCCGCUGCAUGGGAGGGCUUAGCCCUACUCGCCCACUUAUACCAGCCGUCACUGCAUGUGCCCCUGGUUGGGAGUCACUGUCCUACAUCAAGCAUCCUUACGGCUCUCAGCCUGCUUCCUGUACAGACUUCCCCCUCACCUUCUCCCUCCGUACCUGCCCAGGCUGUGGCUGCAGCUGCCCUGGUGCCGGCCUCWGUCGGACCACGGAGGAGCAGGAAGAGGAAAUGAAGGACGGGUUUGUUGCGUGAAGGUCACCCAGGAUCGUGGCUCUGCAGAGGUCCAGGAGACGAGCCGGGGAGGAUGAGGAGGACAGAGCGGAGCUUUGGCAGGACUAAUGAAACUCAGCGCUCCAUGUUAAUGAUCUAAAAGACUGCAGCAAAACACUCAGCGCUCCCUUUGCGCUCACGUUCCACCCCCUCUUCAUCGCUCCUUCCAAAUAAUGACGAGGCACUCGGCCGCUCUGCCUCCAUUGUGCGUUUUGAUGUGGGCCUUGUCGUCCCCCUCCACGCUUUUCAGUCCUUUCUGCUCCACGCCUGUCACUCAUCUGUUAGGCCAACAAAUGGAAGAAGGAAAACAUUCAGACAGAGGAUUGUGCUGCACCCUCUGCUUUGUUAUUUAUGUCUUUUCAAAGCACUUGAACUUGGAAUUUUCUUGGGGCUGCCAGCAGCAGGGAGGCUUUUUUUUUUUUUUUUGUCUGAGCUGUUGUUCCAGGAUUACAAACAUUCUUGUUUUCUAAUCCUCAUGUCCAUACAGCUGGAGUUUAGUGUCUUUUCUCUGUGGGUUUUAUGUUGCCUUACAUUUACAAUAACUGACACAAGGUUUGUUGUUAAACCUUUGUGGCUUAAAGUCAUUCAGGGGUUUUAAU
Molecule: messenger RNA, 1671 nt
Organism: Austrofundulus limnaeus
Lineage: Eukaryota; Metazoa; Chordata; Actinopteri; Cyprinodontiformes; Rivulidae
Product: breast carcinoma-amplified sequence 3 homolog
Biological process (GO): response to starvation; autophagy
Cellular component (GO): cytoplasm
Molecular function (GO): protein binding
Source: RefSeq, a predicted model, not a curated record